AUGGAGAAUCCAGCAAAGUACCUCUCAUCGGUGCAGGGGAUCGACUCUGUGCCGGCACCCAUCGGAGAGAUUAUGUGGAACCGCACCGAAACGGAGGCAACAAGCGACGGGAGGAAGGAUAUGGUUUUGCGCACGGUGACGGGCUGUCUGCUGUCCCUGCUCAUCCUAUGGACCCUGCUGGGGAACAUCUUGGUCUGCUCUGCGGUGCUGCGCUUUCGGCACCUGCGGACCAAAGUUACCAACAUUUUCAUCGUCUCCCUGGCUCUCUCGGAUUUAUUUGUGGCUGUCCUGGUCAUGCCCUGGAAAGCUGUGGCAGAGGUGGCUGGCUAUUGGCCGUUUGGCACUUUCUGCAACGUGUGGGUCGCUUUUGACAUCAUGUGUUCCACUGCCUCCAUCCUCAACCUCUGCAUUAUCAGUGUGGAUAGAUACUGGGCCAUCUCGAGCCCCUUCCGCUACGAGAGGAAAAUGACCCAGCGAGUUGCCUUUGUUAUGAUUAGCAUCACUUGGACGUUGUCUGUACUCAUUUCAUUCAUACCGGUCCAGCUGAACUGGCACAAAGCCAGCGCUGACGACCUGGCUGGGGCGCACAACUCCUCAACAACUAGGCAGAUAGAGGAAAACUGCGACUCCAGCCUGAGCAGAGAGUAUGCUAUAUCCUCCUCAUUGAUAAGUUUCUAUAUACCCGUGGCAAUUAUGAUUGUAACAUACACCAGAAUUUAUCGGAUUGCACAAAUACAAAUUAGAAGAAUUGCCUCCCUGGAGAGAGCGGCAGAACACGCGCAAAGUUGUAGGACCAACAGAAUAGAGUGCCAACACCACAACACCUUGAAAACGUCGAUUAAACGGGAAACAAAAGUGUUCAAAACUCUGUCGGUGAUUAUGGGUGUCUUUGUGUGUUGCUGGUUACCUUUCUUCGUUCUGAACUGCAUGGUGCCGUUCUGCGACAGGCCGGCCACAGACCGGGACGCAGGUCUGCCGUGCGUAAGCGAGACGACUUUCGACGUUUUUGUGUGGUUCGGCUGGACCAACUCCUCCUUAAAUCCCAUAAUUUACGCAUUCAACGCCGAGUUUAGGAAGGCCUUCGCCAGCCUCUUGGGCUGUCGUUAUUUCUGCUCCAACACACCAGUGGAAACUGUUAACAUCAGCAACGAGCUGGUCUCAUAUAACCAAGAUACCCUCAUCCACAAGGAAAUAGCGAACGCUUAUGUCAACAUGAUCCCCAACGUGGUUGAAUGUAUUGAGCAUGAGGAGACUUUUGACAGGAUUUCGCAGUUCUCUCAUAACAAUGAAAACGCCACCGACUCGGUUUGUGACUUGGAGGACUGCGAGGCAGACAUCAGUCUUGAUAGGAUGUCACCAUUCACUCCCAAUGGAUUACACUGA
This is a messenger RNA of Stegastes partitus (bicolor damselfish), 1383 nucleotides long. It is a transcript of the gene drd5a, whose product is annotated as dopamine receptor D5a. The record is from RefSeq and is a predicted model, not a curated record. The coding region runs from base 1 to 1383 and encodes 460 amino acids. Gene Ontology annotation, biological process: G protein-coupled dopamine receptor signaling pathway; adenylate cyclase-activating adrenergic receptor signaling pathway; positive regulation of MAPK cascade. Lineage: Eukaryota; Metazoa; Chordata; Actinopteri; Pomacentridae. Gene Ontology annotation, cellular component: plasma membrane. Gene Ontology annotation, molecular function: G protein-coupled receptor activity; dopamine neurotransmitter receptor activity, coupled via Gs. The transcript has a single exon.